Messenger RNA from Exaiptasia diaphana, 1836 nucleotides. RefSeq names its product carboxylesterase 5A. The transcript is spliced from 7 exons. The record is from RefSeq and is a predicted model, not a curated record. Lineage: Eukaryota; Metazoa; Cnidaria; Anthozoa; Actiniaria; Aiptasiidae. Bases 13 to 1758 code for a protein of 581 amino acids.
UUGUCACUCGAUAUGUUUCGGACUCUUUCGAAAAUGUCUGUGGUCGUUCUAUUUCUUGCUCUCGUGGUAUCAUUAGCUCCUUUUGUCAACUCUGUCACAUGGACAUCUGAAGUGAAGAUCAUUAGUGGGAAACUUCGAGGCUACGUUAGAGUAGUAAACAACACUGGCGGGCUCAAAGUCAGAGGAUACCUUGGAAUACCGUUUGCACAGGCAAAACGAUUUGAGCCCCCAGAGCCUCGAAAAUCAUGGGACGGUGUUAAAGACAUGGUAACAUUGGGAAAAUCUUGCCCUCAAAUGCUAACUCCAUUUGGGGUAUCGAGGGUGGAAGAUUUGAGCGAAAAUUGUUUAAACCUUAAUGUAUAUGUCCCUGACGACACAAGUAGCUCAUCACCUUUGCCCGUCAUGGUGUGGAUCUACGGCGGUGGGUUUAUUGUGGGUUCCAAUCGUAUAUAUGAUGGUACCUACCUCGCAACACUUGGAAAAGUAGUCGUUGUAGUCAUCAACUAUCGCCUGUCGGUUUUCGGGUUUUUAGCCAAUGGUAAAGACGGUGAUAUCAAGGGUAACUAUGGUAUGUUGGAUCAGAUUGAGGCACUGAAAUGGGUCCAGAGAAACAUAGCAGCAUUUAAUGGUGACCCCAAUCAAGUUACCAUAUUUGGUGAGUCUGCUGGGGGUGCCAGUGUAUCUUUGCUGUUGUUAUCAAAGCUUACCAAGGGACUUUUUCACCGUGCUAUUUCACAAUCUGGCGAUGCAGCAGCAUUUUGGGCGACAGGAACUUACGAAAGCCUUAGUAAACCAAUGACGACGUUUGCUAAGCUUGUUGGAUGUCCAGAUACGAGAAAAUUAAAGGAGUGCUUGAAAGGAAAAACCUUCAUGGAAAUCAUAAAUGCUUCUUACACAGGUUUAUUUCCUGGUUUUAUUCCCGUUGUGGAUAACCAUUUCCUUCAAGAUAAACCAAUAGUGCUUUAUAAAAACCAAGACUUUGAGAAACGCAACGUUAUGAUGGGAGUAACAAACGACGAAGGAACCGUCUUUACCAACACCCUUGGGGGUUCUGAAGCUGAUUCCGCCUCCUUCAAUGUAACGAACGGUGUUUCGAGAGAGACAUUCCUMAAAUGGCUUAAAGGAGGAGCAUAUGCUGCAGAAAUGCCAGAUCCAGUCUUGAUAGAUGCCACUAUCCAUCAGUACACUGACUACACCAACAUCUCAAGCCCAAUCACGAAUCGCCGUAUGUUUAUAGAUUUCCAGGGAGACAUAGGAUUUGUGGUGCCUUGCAUUACAAGUGCAAACGCACAUUCCAAGUCGAAGAAAGCAAAGACAUAUUUGUACUCUUUUGAACAACGCAUUGAAMUUUUGUUUGGUUUCAAAGUCCCAUCAUGGGUAAAGGCAAACCACAUUGCAGACGUGCCAUUUGUCUUUGGUUCUCCGUUGUUGAACUCUUCAACGACAACGGAAGCAAAUUUUUCUCGCGAAAUCAUUAAAUAUUGGUCGAACUUCGCAAAAUCAGGAAAUCCAAACGCUCCAAAUAGUGUUGGCSUUACUUGGCCUGAAUACACCGUGGAGCAACAGAAAUACAUAUCACUGAAAYCSAACAUGGCGGUCAACAGUCACCUUCGUGCUGAUUACGUAGGRUAUUGGAAUACSUUCGUUCCCAGUGCCCUACGAGUAGCAGCACCUCAACCUUGUAGCAGAGCUAAAGAUAGAAAAGCUACAGCUGCUGUGAUACUUUUGUUAUCUGUGGUCACUACCUUUUUACUCUGAGGAAUGCCAAAGCCGAUAACCUUCCUGAACAGUACAACUUAUUCUCUUCUCUACUUGACAAGAAAAAAAAAAUGAAAA